AUGAACGUUUCAGGUUUUUUAGAGAUAACAUUCGAUAAUUUACAUAUUACAUCAAUUUCAGAGGAUUCAGCCUACAGGUUAAAAAAAAAAAGAAUUUGUAAAUACGAUGUUGGAUCAACCCAAAUGUCUACACGGGCGACUGCACAAAUUCCCCUCACGGAAUUUACAUUCUGCGAAUACUAUGUAUCUCUCCAGAAACACCGCGAGUCUGUACCUCACUCAACCGCAGC
Molecule: messenger RNA, 230 nt
Organism: Cetraspora pellucida
Lineage: Eukaryota; Fungi; Glomeromycota; Glomeromycetes; Diversisporales; Gigasporaceae
Source: the annotation of a GenBank genome assembly